Messenger RNA from Panicum virgatum (switchgrass), 2167 nucleotides. RefSeq names its product embryonic protein DC-8-like. The transcript has 2 exons. Lineage: Eukaryota; Viridiplantae; Streptophyta; Magnoliopsida; Poales; Poaceae. Bases 376 to 1935 code for a protein of 519 amino acids. The record is from RefSeq and is a predicted model, not a curated record.
CAUGUGCGUCGCGUCGUGUUCGUGUCCCCUCUCGCCACAAAGGCUGCGUCCGCCGCCGUGCUUCGGUGCUUCCCCACCGGGGUGAGCCGAUGACGCACCACGACCUACUCGAUCCCCAUCCUCUCCGUCGCACGUGGCAGCUCCUCCGCACACGCGUCGCGCUCCGGCGACACGGCAGCGUCGACGGUGAAACCCCGGCCGCCGCCCAACGCAAAUAUUAUAAGCCUCCCGCCGAUCACGCCGCUUGCCCAGCACCAAGCCGCAAGCCGCUACCAGCGAUCAGCUCGGCUCACACUACUACGUCCAACCCAACACAGCGACCAGGCACUCUCUCGAGGAGCCGCGGCGUCUUCGCCGGCCAGCAAGUUCGCCGCAAUGGCGUCGCAGCAGCAGCAGCCCAGGAAGCAGGCCACCGCUAAGGGCCAGGAGGAAGGGGGAGGCCAGGGCCAGGCGAUGAACCUGGAGGAGAUCGGCAAGUACCGCGCCGAGGCGCAGCAGCGGUCGGCGGACGCCAUCCGCGCCGCCGAGGAGCGCUUCAACAAGGCCAAUAGCCAGCAGCCUGCGGCGUCGCAGCAGGGGGAGAGCCAGGGCCACGGCGCCCACGGCACUGACGCGCAGCAGUGGCUGGCGCAGACAGCUGCCGACGCCAGGGAGCGGUGCAACAAGGCCAUGGGGACGAGCCCGGCGGGCGGCGCAGCUCCGCACGACCACGGCAAGGAGGAGCGGGAGGGUCGCGGCCAAGCCCGCGCCCAUCUGACGCGGCAGGAGGAGAUGGGGAGGCCGGACGCGGAGGCCGCGCGCGCCGCAGAGGAGAAACACGACCGGCGGGAGGCGAAGGGCGCCGAGGCCAAGGACGCCGGCGCGCGCAGCGCGCAGGCCGCAGCGGGGAAGGCCCGGGAGGCCACGGGGACGGCGGCCGCGAGGGCCAGGGACGCCACUGCCGGCGCGGCCGGGACGGCCGCGGAGUACGCGAAGCAGGCGGCGGCGAAGGCCAGGGACGUGACGAUGGGCACCGGCGAGACGGCCGCGGAGUACGCGAAGCAGGCGGCGGCGAAGGGCAAGGACGCGACGCUGAGCACCGGCGGGGCGGCGGCCGAGUACGCCAGGGCCGCGGCCGAGAAGGCGAAGGAGGCGGCGGUGGCGACCGCGCGGACGACGGCCGGGUACACGCAGCAGGCGGCGGCGAAGGCCAAGGACGUGACGGUGUCCACGGGCGCGCAGGUGGCGCAGAAGGCGACGGAGGUGACGGCGGGCACCGCGCACAGGGUGGCGGAUUACGCCAAGGAGAAGGCGGAGCAGGGGAAGGAGCGCGCGGCGCGCGCCGCCGACCAGGCGGAGGAGCCGGGCCACGUCGCGGCCGCGGGGGCCGAGGACUCGGCGUCCCAGGCGGCGGACAGGACCUCCCGCGGCAUGACCGGGCAGCACGAGGAUAGGGCCAAGGACACGGCCGGCGACGUGGCGCGCAGGGCAGGCGACACGGUCGCACAGGCCAAGGACAAGGCGAAGGACGUGGUGGGAUCCGCGGCGCGGAAGGCGAGCGACACCGCCGGGCGCGCCAAGGACACGGCGAAGGACGCGGCCAGCAGCGUGGCGCAGAGAUCGAGUGACACCGCCGCCGAGGCCAGGGACAGGACGAGGGAGACCGUCUCACACGCGGAGGAUAAGUCUGCCGAGGUGAAGGACAGGGCGUCGGGGACCGGCAAGGCGGCCGGCGGCGGCGGUGCCACGACGAAGGCGAAGGGCGGCGCUGGCGAGGAGGGCGGCGGCACCACGAUCGUGGGCGACGUGCUGGAGGCGGUGGGCGCGACGGUCGUCGGGCUCGCGCAGCACGCCAAGGGGCUCGUAGCCGGCGAGGAGGAGCUCGUCCCGGUCGAAGGUGAGGAGGGGAAGGCCGCCGGGGGAGCCAAGGAAGAAGAGAAGCGCAAGACUGCUUGAUGGGGGAGGAGUAGCUCUGCUUCCUGGCUUCGCCGGCGAAGUUUGGGUUCAUCGUCGUGUGCUGGUUUCGCGACACGUCGGCUAGGUGUACAGUAGAAUAAUGUUGCCUGUCGACCAGCUCAAGUGUUCUCAAUUGUACUAGCCUGCCAACCAUGCUGCGGCACGGGAUAUAGCUAAUAACCAAAGUUUCUAAUCUUGAGCGUAGCAUUUGGUUGGAGAGCGACGUAAAAUG